Athene cunicularia (burrowing owl) is the source of this 1693-nucleotide messenger RNA. RefSeq names its product galectin 2 (gene LGALS2). The transcript has 4 exons. Gene Ontology annotation, molecular function: carbohydrate binding. The record is from RefSeq and is a predicted model, not a curated record. Bases 595 to 1257 code for a protein of 220 amino acids. Lineage: Eukaryota; Metazoa; Chordata; Aves; Strigiformes; Strigidae.
CUCCAAGCACCUUGAAGCCCUUCCUCAGGGCAAGGAUGGCGGGGACCAUUUUUGUGUGCUGUUGGGGAUUUUGAAGGCUGCCCACCACCACAAAAGGCCCUGAGAAACCUCUCACAGCUGGGGUGGUUGGGUUACCUUGGCUGGGAAGUGGGGAAGCCUGUGGUUUUCCUCAGGGCUUCAUACCUAGCUGGCUUAUCUCCUGCUCGAGUAAGAAAACAAAAUACUGCUGCCAGCAAUGAUGCUGCUGAGGAUCUUGGCAACAUGCUGGGGAAGGUGGCAUUCAGUCUGUUCUCAACAGCUGUGUGGGAGCCCUGUGGUAGAGGUGGUAGCUCUAGGCUAUGGUACAUGAGGUGCUGCUGUCUGCAUCCACCCUAAGGGUCCUUAGAUCUCAUGGGUGCUCCUGGUGGCCUGAGAUCUCCCCAGGACUAGCAGAAAGGGUGGGAAGGAGUGUUAACCCCAAACCUUACUUUAUGGGACCUCUGCAAAUGGAGCUGCCACAUUUCAUGGGGUGAAAGCACUCUGCAGAGGACCUGCCCUGCCGCCCUUCUGGCUGAAAGCCAACGUGGUUGUAUUGGUCUCUUCCCUCCUUAAAAUAUGAUUUUUUUUUUUGUUUUCUCCAUGCAAAAUUGCAGGCCUGCUUGCUCCCUAUUGGAAGCUUGCCUUGCCCUCAGGUUGGUCAUGGCCUCCACCGUCGCCCCAGUGACUGCUUGUUGGGUCUCUGCUGUUCCAAGGCACCCUCUGGGAAUUCAGCAAAGCCUCUUCUGGUGCCAGUGGUUUGAACACGGGCAUCCCAUACCAGUACAGGCCCAUUGCCCUCUGGCCAGGAUAAACAUCUAUACGGGCCCCUGGAGAGACACUCCCAGUCAGGAAAAAUUUGAAAUCUUCAACCUGGAUAUGAAGACUGGGGAUACCCUGAAGGUCAAGGGCAAGAUAUCUGAUGAUGCUGACAGCUUCAGCAUCAAUCUCGGCUGCAGCUCCUCGGAUCUGGCACUUCACUUCAAUCCCCGCUUCAGUGAGUCUGUCAUUGUCUGCAACUCCAGGUGCUCCAAGGCCUGGCAGACAGAGCAUCGUGAUAACCACCUCUGUUUCUCCAAGGGCUCCACUAUCAAGGUCAUCAUUGAAAUGCUGGCAGACAAAUUCCAAGUGAAACUACCGGAUGGGCAUGAAGUGGAGUUCCCCAACCGACACUGCUACAACAAGAUCAGCUACAUGAGCGUCAAGGGAGGCUUCAGGGUCACCUCCUUCAAGCUGGACUGAUGGGCACUGCUUCCUAGCUUGAAUAAAAACCCAAGCAGUGGGAGACUGCUUGCUCCAGCUGCUAUGGCUUCUUGUGAGAUCUUUGCCUCUGUGGCUCUGUGAGAGACAGCAACAAAGCUCAGGGGUUUUUUCUCACCAACAGGAAAGCAGCCCCUGUUGGAUGGAAGUAGCUCCCAGAUAACAGCAGGUGUUUCUCCAGGUCAGACCAGGAUGAAUGGAUAUUAGGUAGGUCAAAGCAGGCUCUAGGUAGGGUUCGGGAGGACGCUAUGUGAUUGCUCCAGGAAUGGUUGUAUAAUCUCAUCACAAUGCACCGUUUCUUCUUGCACCAGAGUUUUUUGGAAUGAUGGGAGGGAUGAAGGGGAAAGGGAAGAAAAGUGUGGCGGUGAGCAGUGUGGCAUUUGAUGUGGCAUUCUGUGCCCCAAAAACACAUAAUUAA